This is a messenger RNA of Pundamilia nyererei, 4051 nucleotides long. RefSeq names its product AFG3-like protein 1. Gene Ontology annotation, biological process: mitochondrial protein processing. Gene Ontology annotation, cellular component: membrane; m-AAA complex. The record is from RefSeq and is a predicted model, not a curated record. The transcript has 16 exons. Lineage: Eukaryota; Metazoa; Chordata; Actinopteri; Cichliformes; Cichlidae. Bases 68 to 2383 code for a protein of 771 amino acids. Gene Ontology annotation, molecular function: ATP-dependent peptidase activity; ATP hydrolysis activity; metalloendopeptidase activity.
CGUGCCUCCGGUGCCUCUCCUAAUGGCUCUGCGGUGAGUCGGUCCGUCAGUCAGUCGGGCUGACAGGAUGAGUCUCCUCUCUUUGACUGUCGGCUACUGUAGGAACCGAGUCCGGACGCUGAGCCGCAACUAUUCCUCUUCAUCUACUUUUCGCUUCUUCGUGGUUCUCACGUCGAAGAAAUCACUCAUCCAAAGAAGAUGCGGCGGUUUACAUCAACACAUUUUCCAAGUUACUCGGUUACUUAGCUCAAGGAAACAGCCAAAAGAUGGAAAUAUAAAAGAAGAGUCUCGUGGAAGGGAAUGGCAGGACUCAAAUAACGGGAAGGACCAAAGACGAAAACGAUGGAAAAAAGGGGAAUCAUACUGGUGGUCACGCUUUCAGGAGGAAUUUCCCUUUGAUGAUAAAACGGUCCAGAACCUAGCAGCCGGUGCAGCAGGCAUGGCCUCAGCUUUCUUGUACUUUCACUUUAGAGAAACAGGAGUCCAGAUCUCCUGGAAGGAUUUUGUGCAUCACUACUUGAGUAGAGGCUUGGUGGGCCAUGUCGAGGUUGUCAACAAACAGUAUGUCAAAGUAUUUCCAGCCCCCGGCGUGAACACAUCACGAGUGAACUAUUUGUGGUUCAACAUUGGCAGCGCAGACUCAUUUGAGCAUAACCUGGAGCUAGCACAGCAGGAAAUAGGUCUGGACUCCACUCAGAAAGUACCUGUGCUCUACAGCAGUGAAAGUGAUGGGACUCUGUUUUUGAGUGUUCUCCCAAUCUUACUUGUGGUCGGAUUUUUACUUUUUGCAACACGGCAGGGGCCGAUGGCAGGAGGACUUGGUGGCUGGGGGAGAGGAGGCCUCUUUGGGAUAAGUGAAUCCAAAGCCAGGAUAAUUAAAAACAAUGUCAGUGUCCAUUUUAAAGAUGUUGAAGGGUGUGAGGAGGCCAAACAAGAUAUCUUGGAGUUUAUCAAUUUCCUGAAAAGCCCACGUCAGUAUCAUGACCUGGGUGCUAAGAUUCCUAAGGGUGCAGUGCUAUGGGGUCCAUCUGGAAAUGGGAAGACUUUGCUAGCUAAGGCCACUGCAGGAGAGGCCAACGUUCCUUUCAUCGCAGUCAACGGCUCGGAGUUCCAGGAAAUGUUUGUCGGUGUGGGUGCAGCAAGGAUAAGAGAUUUGUUUGCCACAGCUCGAAAAAAUGCUCCUUGCAUUCUUUUCAUUGAUGAGAUUGAUGCCAUCGGCAGAAAGCGGGGCAAAGAAAACUUUGGUGAUGAGGGCGAACAGGAGAACACCCUCAACCAGCUGCUUGUGGAAAUGGAUGGAUUCAACAGCAGCACUAACAUCGUGGUUUUAGCUGCCACAAAUCGAGCCGAUAUCCUGGAUCCAGCUCUGAUGAGGCCUGGACGCUUUGAUCGACAUGUAUACAUAGGUCCUCCAGAUAUGAAAGGCAGGGCAUCAAUCUUUAAGGUGCAUUUAAGACCUCUGAAGUUGGACUCCAGUGUAGAUGUAGAGACGCUGGCCAGGAAUCUUGCUGCUUUAACCCCAGAUUUUACUGGGGCUGACAUUGCAAAUGUGUGUAAUGAGGCAGCUCUAAUAGCUGCACGUCGUCUCAGCCAGUAUGUCAGUAGCAAACACUUUGAGUGGGCAGUUGAAAGGGUUGUUGGAGGUCUAGAGAAAAGAUCUCAGGUUCUGCAACUUCCAGAAAAAACUACUCUGGCAUAUCAUGAAGCUGGGCAUGCUGUCACUGGGUGGUUUCUUGAACAUGCAGACCCACUUUUUAAGGUGUCACUUGUUCCUAGAGGGACAGGUUUGGGCUAUGCACAGUAUCUACCUAAAGAGCAGUACCUAUUCACACAGGAGCAGCUGUUUGACAGAAUGUGCAUGAUGCUGGGUGGUCGAGUGGCUGAGCAGGUUUUCUUUCGUCAAGUCACCACCAGGGCACAAGAUGAUCUCAGGAAAGUCACACAGUCUGCCUAUGCACAGAUUGUACAGUUUGGAAUGAAUGGUGCGGUGGGUCAGGUUUCUUUUGACCUACCGCAAUGGGGCAGCCUUAUAACUGACAAACCUUUCAGUGAAUCUACAGCCCAGGUUAUAGACCAGGAAGUUCGCUCACUCAUAGAUGCUGCCUUCCAACGAACACUUGAGCUCAUACUUGACAAGAAGGAAAUGGUGGAGAAGGUGGCAAAGCAUCUUCUAGACCAAGAGAUUCUAGACAGGGCUCACAUGGUGGAACUGCUAGGACCUCGCCCCUUUCAAGAGAAGUCCUCAUAUCAAGAGGUUGUUGAUUGCUUGGAGAAAUCUAAAGAAGACACUUUUCUACCUGAAGGACUAACAGACUGGCAAAACAACAAAGGAGAUACAAAACACCUGCAGAAUCGGCAAAACACAUCAGCCCUUUACCUGUAGGUUGUCUUUAAGGUUGUCUCUCAUGUGCGGCACCAUCUGGUCUGGACUGCAGUUUGUCAGAGGUCUGUUAGUGGUUCAUGUGACUGACAACCUUAGGAUAAAAGAUGGUGAUGUGUUGCCCAAGGUUUUGUGCAAACUGCAAAUUUUUUCAUUGUAGUUUUUAUGUACAAAUGCACUAUUUUGCUGCAGUUGCCUUAUGUUUCCUUUUUCCACUCUGUGGAAGUCUCUAAGUGCAAUAAUACUAACAAAACAUACCAUGAAUAAUUAGAAGAGAAUUAUAUUAUGUUAUUAGAAGGGAAUAAGCCAUCAUGCUAUGUUCUUAUCAGCUGCAGGAAUCAUGUGUUAAGUUUUAUUUUGAGGUUUGGAUUUUCAUCCUUUUGCAGAUACAGUUUUCUAUUCUAUCCUAUUAUUUGCCACAUGUUUAAAGUUCAGAUCUAUUUGAUUGUUGAUUGUUUUAUAUUUCAAUCCUUUUGCAGAUGUUGUUUUCCUUGGAGUCUGCGUAUAUUUAUCAGUAAAGGUAAUUAGAAAUCAGUCAAUGUUUUCUAGCUUUCUCUCUGCGCAUACUAAUCAGUGUCUCCCAGUGUCUCAUAAUAAUCAGGGUAAACAUUUAUGUAGAUAUAAGAACUUCGGAUUAGCUCUGGGAAAGUGUAGCUCAGUAUGGGUCAUAGUGUUUGUCUUGUCUCUGUGUUACAAACUGUCCCUUAGAAUAUAUGAAAAUAUCGCCUGCAUAGUUCACUGGUCAAAGUAGUGAUUAAGAAAGAUUUCUGUCCUUUUAUUCUUUCAAACUGUGCUUUCAGCACAUUUAAUGAGGAUAAAAGAAAUUAGCAACAGCUUAAAGUAAUACGAACACUAAAGUAUUUGUUUGGUACUGUAAAAACAUGAACUUUGCUGUUAUUCAGGAAAUUACUCUGUCAGUUAUGUAUUUAUUUUAUUUUUUCCUACUUCCUGUCUACACUCUGUCAUCUACUGUUGCAUUUCUUAUGCCAGCUGCUCCUCUGCUGGGUAAAUAGCAUUUUUGUAACUAUUGUACUAUUAUAUACAAAUAUGUACACUAAUAUAUACCAAUCAUUACUUGAACUUGCAAUAUGAGUAAAGUGGGUACUUUCGCACUUUUAGCCAGGAUUCCCAUUAAUGGUAAGCCGGUGGUACAUUGGUGCUAUAAUAAUUUUAAUAAUAAUGAUUAUUCAAAUUCUUUGGAGAUCCAAGGAUGGUGAAAUAAAGUUUAAAAUUUCUGUUUGAAUUUAAAAACUUUAACAGAACAGCCAUCUCAGACUGGGUUUGGCAGUUGCCAUAGUUUCCCUGCUAUUUAUAGAGCACAUUGUCUGCAGUGAACAUGAGAGAUGUGCAUAUUUAUUUGCGCAGACUACAUUUGUAGCGAAAGACUGAUAUGAAAUCAAUUGCUCUCCAUACCAUACAAUACAGAAUGGGUCUCCUCCACACUAGUAACAACAGAAGUCACAUAAUAACUUACACUGUUUUCAUUUUAUUUUUUCCUUCUACCAUCCCAGUGUCACUUUGAAUCCACUGUGUCACAGCAUUCAGAAUUAUUGGCACUCUUGGUAUAGACAAGCUGAAUAUGCGACAAAUAAAUCAAGUAAUCAGCUAUUCCCUUUACUGAAAAAAAUAAGAAAUAUUGCAUCAGGAGUUAAAUUCACCUUUUGGGAGAUU